AUGUGCACACGGUUUCUCUACACUGUCCUUCCUUCUGAGCUUUACUGGGGUGAUGAAACUUUGACCCACAUCAACCGCUUCUUUGCAGAGAAUCUCUUGGAGCUCUUUGAAAAUGGAAUUCUAGUAGAGACACGUGGAGGACAAGAGCGUGUAUACUUCUGCGUGCUUGGGGUGAAGGGAGACUGGCCCUACCUCCGUAAGGCCAUGGGUCUUAAUUGUGGCUACAACUGCACCCGGAAGUGCCACCUUUGCAAUGCAGAGGAAUGGUAUGAUAUGUCGACUACUGCACCUUGGAGGAGUGACACACCCGACGAAUGCCCAACCCCCUUCAAGGACCUGGGCUCUCCAUUCUUCAUCCUUCCAGGGUUGACCUCACCAACGAAGAUUUGCAUUGAUGCGGCACACACUUGGCAUAUAGGGUUACCAGGAUGCAGUGGGUUUACGAAGUUUAUAAUUUUGGAUUGA
Molecule: messenger RNA, 465 nt
Organism: Cladocopium goreaui
Lineage: Eukaryota; Dinophyceae; Suessiales; Symbiodiniaceae
Source: the annotation of a GenBank genome assembly